Acaulospora morrowiae is the source of this 133-nucleotide messenger RNA. The record is from the annotation of a GenBank genome assembly. Lineage: Eukaryota; Fungi; Glomeromycota; Glomeromycetes; Diversisporales; Acaulosporaceae.
AUGGAAAUCUUGAAACUAAACAGUCAACAAUAUCCUUUUAAAGAUAGUGGGCUGGAUCAAGAUUGGUGGAUACGUUUUAUGAGAGAUCAUCCUGAGCUGUUAUUUUGCACUCCACAAGAAUUGUCAGAAGCAC